AUGGCGGAGACUGAGAUGUGGCGCGCGUAUGAGGAGGACGGGGCAGCCUUCAGUGCGGGGCUGGACACGACAGACAAGAGUCGAGUGGCUCACAGCCUCUUGGAUCGACAGGUGGAGCUUUUCGGGCUAUGGGACCCGGAGGGAGUGACACGACGGUUGGGGUUUGGAGAUGGGACAGUGGAGGAGGUGCUGAAUGAGCGCGAUGAGGAGGAGGACUUCCUCGCUGAGCUGCUAGCCAACGCGGGUGUUGCCGGGCCCACCGAGGAGGAAAUCCAAACUGCUGGCACCCAGAAAAUUGCGUCAACCACCGGAUACUUCCCAUAUCCGAAUAAAACAAUGUUCCUCCUUGACAUUCUCGACAACCUUUCACGACUUCGGGUCUCCAAAUCUCUCAUGCGCCGUUAUACUAAGGAAAUUCGUGCUGAAUCAGGCAUCCCUACCCUCCCUUGCCUGUCGCCACUGGGCAAUGUUUUUUUUAUGAAUGACCCUUGCGCAAUCAUCGCACAUGAUUGGGCUAACCCUGCAAUCCGGCAGCACAUUCGUGUCUAUCCGGAAAUACCUACCGAUGGCAUCAUCCGCGAGAUCUGGCAUGCGCACAAAUGGCGGAAAAAUAUGGACCUCGACGCGCUGAGUCCCAUGUAUGACGCCGGCAAUGCCCAUUUCUAUGUCAACGAACUAUGCCGCGUUAAGGACGGCCACUUUGUGAUUCCUAUACGCUGGGUCACUGUCAACUCUGCCGUUUGCGCAGAUUGUUACAGUGUCGAAAUUGACGAGGCUGGGGAGGCGGUGAUUGAUGAUUCAAAGACGUCCCUCGUUGCGGCUGCCGAUAUGAAGGAAAAUUAUCUUGACCUGCUUGAUCUUGGAGCGGUGCCGCAAUGGAAUGGUAAGUACUGUCCGCAAUCAAUUCUUCCACUUCUCACGCCAGCAGCGGCGACAUUUUCGAAGGGACACCCCGCAAGGAUGCCCAAUCGUAAACGUGCCAUUGCGGGUGGCUGUCCCAUGUACACCAGCCUUGUCGAUUACUUUGGUGACGAUGUGUCCGGAAAUCGUUCUAAAUCAUGGAACAAGCAUUGGAACGCGUAUAUGACACAUCGGAAUCUUCCCCGAAAACUGCUGCAGCAAGAAUAUCAUAUCCAUUUCGUCUCGACCUCUCCCAAUGCGUCCAUUUCCGAGCAAUAUCGCGAAUUCAAGACCGCCAUUGAAGCCACACACACCAAGCCAAUUGCUGUACAAGACGACGCAGGAAACACAACAAAGAUCUGCGUCUACUGUAACGCCGGCCCUUCCGACAACCCGAUGCAGAGCGAGGUAUCGUCUCAUAUGGGUGGCCAGGCGAACUACUUUUGUCGAAAAUGCAAGGUCGGCGGUCCGAAAGCACACAAGCACUCGAAUGUCGGGUAUGAAGAGCUCUUCAAGCCUGGUAUUCCGCGAACCAAAGAAUAUGUACUCGACGAGUUGCGGCUCCAAGUCCGGCAUGUCUGUGGUGGGACAACAAUGGACAAGCUCCAGAAGAUCCAGCGGAACACGGGCGUGAAAGACGCAUAUACACAGCAAUGGAUCAUAGGUCUCGAGGCCCGUUUUGCGCAACUAAGUGUUGCCGACCCCGAACGACCAGCAGCCAACAUCAAAGCGGAGCUUAUGAAGUGGGUGGAUGAGAACGACGAGAAGAUUUAUAGCGCUUUCUUGCGAACAACAGCAUUCGAUCCUACACACGAUACACCCAUUGAACUCUUACACACGAUUCUACUUGGUGCAGUCAAGUACGUGUGGCACAUUUCGCACACAGGCUGGUCCGACAAGGAGAAGACAAUGUAUUCACAGCGCUUACAAGCGACCGAGACGAGCGGGCUUUCCAUUCAUGCCAUUCGUGCUAAAUACAUCAUGCAAUACGCCAAUUCACUAAUCGGAAAACAACUCAAGACUGUUGUUCAGACGGGAGUAUUCCAUGUGCACGAUCUGGUCUCGGAUGACCAUCUCGCUGCAUGGCGGGCAUUGGGCGAGCUAUCUGCUUUACUUUGGGUCCCCGAAAUUCAUGACAUUACUCAGUAUCGUACCGACCUUGAAAUAGCUGUCGCAAACCUGCUUGAUGCUGUCGCUGUCAUCGACCCUUCCAAAAUCGUAACGAAAAUCAAAUACCAUCUACUCGCGCACGCUGCAGACGACGCAACAGAAUUUGGCCCGCUCAUUGGCUUGGCAACAGAGCUCUUCGAGAGUUUCAAUGCCAUUUUCCGCUACUGCUCGAUCUUUUCAAAUCAUCUGGCACCAAGUCGCGAUAUAGCUAUUCAGUUGGGAGACCAGGAAGGGUUGAAACAUCGGCUGACUGGUGGACUUUGGGCAGCAGAAGGCGAGCAGAAAUGGGUCCGCGCCGGUACUGGCAUUGUCAAAUUGGCCCCACUUGGACGAGGCGAAGAUAAGCGUGUAUUGCGUCGAUUAAGCGCUACAACAGCAGCAAAAGCAAUAAACUAUCGUGAUUACAUCUCGAACUCGGUCUGGGACUCCGGAAAAUCCUUUAUUUGCCAGUCGCAGGAUGAAUGCAGAGUCGGGUCUUGGGUGUUUACAUCGUGGCUAUCGACUGAUACUGUAGUUCCCGCCCGCAUUGUGGAAAUCCUCCAGGGUACUGAGACCAACCUUGCUGUUUUGGAGCGAUUCCAAACAUCAGCAGCCCGUGAUUCGGUGUAUGGGAUGCCAGUGUUGAUUCGCCCCAAUGACGAAACAGUUCUUUUCGUUGUUCCGACUAAGGAUGUCGGCUUCAAUUUCAAUGCACAACAUGACUGUCGUGCAGCCCAAUGCGCCGCCACCGGUUCCCGUGCCAUUAUCCAAGAACGUGUCGCGUCUGAAAAGACAGAACAUUUCAUCGUACACAAAGACCUCGAACGCUAUAUCAUCAACAUUCAUUCUUUCCAUAACGCCCACCUCCUUCGCGAAACUCUUCCUCGCAAGCUCUGGGCCCCAAUUCCGCUCUUUAAUGAUCGUUCAGCAAAGCAUAUUGAGUUUGCGACCCGGCUUCGGAAUCGGAAUACCGCUAAGGCAGCCAAGGGUAAUGCUGCAAUGGAGCGGCGUCCAGUGUCCAGCGGUGAUGGAGCUGCCAAUCCAGAGUCAGAAUCAAUUGGAGCCGCCAUGCAGCAAGGCAAGCGCCGCCGAGCUGAGGAUAUUGACUCUGAUUCAGCACCGGCACGCAAGCGCACUCGCAAGGCCGCUCCCAAGAAAAAAAAGCCAAAGUUGCCUAUCAUUCCCAUCGCAGUCUCUGUGGCAAUUUCAGGAACCCUAGGUUUGGCGGCAGGACGGACCAAGCGAACGAUCACGAAGACGGCGAAGGCGCUGGCGGCAGAGGAAGUUUCGAGUGAUUCCGAGGGGGGAUCGGAAAGCGAUCAGGUGUCGGAAAAAGAUACAAGUGAUGAAGAGUAUCAGUCAUACGGCGAUAAUGAAUAG
This is a messenger RNA of Mycena indigotica, 3429 nucleotides long. RefSeq lists its product as uncharacterized. The transcript is spliced from 13 exons. NCBI's taxonomy places the organism in Eukaryota, Fungi, Basidiomycota, Agaricomycetes, Agaricales, Mycenaceae. Bases 1 to 3429 code for a protein of 1142 amino acids. The record is from RefSeq and is a predicted model, not a curated record.